Messenger RNA from Ascoidea rubescens DSM 1968, 270 nucleotides. RefSeq lists its product as uncharacterized. The record is from RefSeq and is a predicted model, not a curated record. The transcript has a single exon. NCBI's taxonomy places the organism in Eukaryota, Fungi, Ascomycota, Saccharomycetes, Ascoideales, Ascoideaceae. The annotation marks the transcript as partial.
AUUGAAGGUUUGAAAAAUAAACAAAUAUCAAACGAGAGAAAGACAGAAGAAAGAUUGAGAAAACUAGCAGAAGAUUUGUAUGUGCAAUACUCAAAGAAACAUGAGCAAAAAGUGGGAAUAUUGAAAAAGGGAUACGAGACCAAAUGGCAAAGCAAGUUGAACAGUGCCCAUACAGUGAACGAGAAUUUAAAAAGAGAAAUACAAGGAAUUCGAGAGGAAUUGAAAACAGAGAGAAAAGAAAAGGGCGAGUUGAUCAAGCUUUGGGACAAG